Messenger RNA from Suillus fuscotomentosus, 876 nucleotides. RefSeq names its product proline-specific peptidase. Gene Ontology annotation, molecular function: peptidase activity. The transcript is spliced from 3 exons. Gene Ontology annotation, biological process: proteolysis. The record is from RefSeq and is a predicted model, not a curated record. NCBI's taxonomy places the organism in Eukaryota, Fungi, Basidiomycota, Agaricomycetes, Boletales, Suillaceae. Bases 1 to 876 code for a protein of 291 amino acids.
AUGAAUAGUACCACGGGCACCGUCGACUUCAAAGUCGGUGACGAGACAUACCAAACGUGGUACAACGUCGUUGGUGACCUCAAGUCAGGCAAACGACCACUUAUCACACUUCAUGGAGCUCCCGGGAUGUCUCACAUCUACAUGAUAUCGCAUACCGAGAUCUAUUCUCUAUACGGCAUCCCAGUCAUCUUCUACGAUCAACUCGGCAUCGGAAAAUCCACCCAUCUUCGCGACAAACCCGCCGAAUUCUGGACCCCAGAACUAUUCAUGGACGAACUCGACAACCUUCUCCUGCAGCUUGGUGUCGAGAGUGACUUUGAUCUUCUGGGGCACUCGUGGGGAGGGAUGCUGGCUGCUGACUAUGUCGCCCAGCGCCAACCUCCCGGCCUCCACCGUCUAGUCAUAUCCAGCUCUCCACCCUCGGAGAAACUGUGGGACGAGAGUAUGCUGGGAUAUCUGGAAGCUUUUCCGGCAGAGUUUAAGGAGAUGGUGUUGAAACACGAGAGAGAAGGCACCGUCUCUUCGGCGGAGUACCAAGCAGCCAUCCAAACAAUGCCCUGGCCCGAAGAGCUGGUUGCUUCGUUUGCUUCCGUAGAAGAAGAUCCCACCGUGUCGAAUGCCAUGUCAGGGACCACACAGUUCCACUCGACUGGUUCAUUGAGAACUUGGUCAGUGAUCGACCGCCUUCAUCGUAUUCCAUGCCCUACACUCGUCACGAACGGGCCCGAAGAGGGAGCUCAGGACUACGUGAUUGCUCCUUUCAUCGAGAAAAUACCUAAAGUUAAGUGGGUCAGGUUUGCGAAGAGUCAUAUUGCGUUCUUCGAGGAUAGGGAUUAUUACUUCAAGGCUAUCGGUGAUUUCUUGAGGGUGGACUGA